Eurytemora carolleeae is the source of this 3592-nucleotide messenger RNA. Its product is annotated as atrial natriuretic peptide receptor 1. The record is from RefSeq and is a predicted model, not a curated record. Lineage: Eukaryota; Metazoa; Arthropoda; Copepoda; Calanoida; Temoridae. Gene Ontology annotation, cellular component: membrane. The transcript is spliced from 39 exons. Gene Ontology annotation, biological process: intracellular signal transduction; protein phosphorylation; cGMP biosynthetic process. Gene Ontology annotation, molecular function: ATP binding; guanylate cyclase activity; protein kinase activity. Bases 13 to 3471 code for a protein of 1152 amino acids.
GAUGGGUUUCAAAUGAAAACAUCUUUGCUAAUUUUGUUGUCUACAGGAAAUCUGUGUUUUUUAGUCUACCCUUCCAUAGCUUCGUGGCCAAAUUUGAUCUGGCCCCCUAAUAGAGUUGGACGAGAAAAAUAUCUUUUUCAGGUGCGAGUUUCUGUGAUUUUGCCUGUCAGUAUUUCGAAUAACAUUCCAAAAAACACAAGCUUACUGCCUUCUUUGUUCAGAGCUGGGCCUGGUGUACUGGCUGGUCUUCAAGAAGCUGACCGACGAGGACUUGUAAGCUCAGUUUACUUCAAUAUAUCCUUUAGAGAUUCUCAUUGUGAUAACAUUUAUGCUCCUAAGACAUGGACAGAUGCAGUGGUGGAUGGUGUUGAUGUGCUCUUUGGCCCCUCAUGUGAGUAUGGUCUUGCAGCUGUAGCCAGACAAGCUAAGUUCUACAAUGUUAGUUUAAUAACCGCAGGAGGGAUGGCUCUUAACUAUCAGUAUCGGAAGGACAGGCGGGAAGAUGAAUUCUUUUUGCUGACUAGGACAGGGUACAGCUUCCUAGAUACUGCUAAGGCUGUUAGUAAUAUGAUGGAAGAAUUUGAUUGGCAUCGCCUUGUUCUUCUUUACAGAAAAGGAGAUCACGCAGAAUGGACAGGAGAAUUAACGUGCACUCAUGUAAUGUCUGCCGUGGUAGAGGAGAUGAAAAAAAGACAGGUUACCAUUCAAGAGAUAAAGCUGGAUAUGACAGACACUAUUUACAACCAUUCUGUAGAUAUGCUUCGACAAAGAAUGCCCGAGCUAAACUAUAGCAUAUUUGUGAUGUGUGCCAAUGGUGAUUCUAUCCGGGAUAUUAUGCUGGGAGCAGAGGAAAUAGGAAUUCUUGAUACAGGACAAUACGUCUUUAUCAAUAUGGAUAUAAUGACUGGAUACCCACAAACCUAUCGACCUUGGUACUCAGAACAAAGCACAAAAGAAGAAAACAAAAGAGCUGCAAAAGCUUUUGGUUCCGUAUUAACAGUAACAGCUGUGCUUAACAGAGCGAAGGGAUGGACCAACUUUGCCCAAGAAGUCAAGAAUACAUCUAAGGAGUUAUUUGGUUAUAUUGAUUAUGAGGAAAACAAUGUAUUUGCAGCAAACCUUCAUGAUGCAGCACUCUUAUAUGCUCAGGCAUUAAACGAGACAUUGGAAGAAGAAGGAGAAAAGGGAAUUCGUUCUGGUGAAAAUAUCACAAAAAGAAUGAAAAAUCGAACUAUCGAUGGAAUAUCAGGGAAGGUUGUAAUGGAUUGGAAUGGGGACCGAGGUGCGGAAUAUGCCAUUCUACAAUUAGAUGUGGAAAAGCAAGUAUAUCAAAGGGUGAGAAGCUACAAAACUCUUGACUCUGGAGAACAAGUUUACGAGAACGUUUUGGAUUUUAUGUGGCCGAAAUCUAAAGUUCCUUUAGACUUUCCGCCUUGUGGAUUCACAGGAUUGACUGGAGCAUGUGCUCCUGAGGAGGAUGAGGAUGGAACCCAGGCAAUCUGGCCAAUUAUGUUGGUAUUGACCACAACUCUGGUUGUUGUGUUUUUUAUAGGAGCAGUGUUUGUAUACAGACACUACAAGGCUGAAGCCGAGAUUGCCAGUAUGCAUUGGAAGAUCACGCCAGAUAAUAUAAUUCCAACUAAAGAGAUGAGGAGUAGAUUUGGAAGCAAAUCUUCUAUUUACAAGUCUAUUAGCAUUGAUAGCUUGGACUGUGAAGAAAGCAGAAAACAGACGUACGUGAAAACUGUAUUCUUUAAGGGGAAUAUCGUAGCUCAUAAACAUCUGUACACCAAAUCGAUCAAUCAGAACAGGUCUUUACUUUUGGAACUUAAGCGCUUAAAAGACGUUCAACAUGAUAAUAUUGUGAGGUUUGUCGGAGCAUGUCUUGAACCAGAUUGUUCAUUUGUUUUAACAGAAUAUUGUCCACGAGGUUCCUUGCAGGACAUACUUGAAGAUAGUGGAAUGCAUUUAGAUGCUGAUUUUAGGUUUUCCUUGAUUUAUGACAUCGUUAAGGGUUUGUUUUUUCUUCAUUCUUCAGACCUAAGAAUACAUGGAAAUCUCAAAUCAUCUAACUGUGUAGUUGAUAGCAGGUUUGCCGUGAAACUCACUGAUUUUGGAUUACUUUCAUUGAGAAGAGAAGAAAACUCAGAUGGAACGGAGGAUAAUGAAUUCUGGAAGCGAAAGCUUUGGACAGCCCCAGAGCUUCUAAAUACAAGUGGAGGGAGUCAGAAAGGAGACGUUUACUCAUUCUCUAUUAUCCUUCACGAGAUAGUUGUACAGCAGGGCACAUGGGGCAUCAACUUUAACUGUUGGUCACCACAAUAUAUUGUGCGAGGAGUACAAGUUGAGUUCCUUAGACCUUCUCUGGAUUUUGACAUAGAAAUCGAAAUGGUUCAUUUAAUAGAGAGAUGUUGGUCACAGGAACCCGAUCAGAGACCAGAUAUUAGUACAAUAAGAAAUGAUGUGAGAAAGUUGAAUAAAAUCAGUACAAGUAACAAUAUAAUGGAUAAUCUAAUGUCCCGGAUGGAGAGGUACGCUAACAAUCUUGAAGGAUUGGUUCAGGAGAGAACACAGGACUAUUAUGACGAAAAGAGGAAAUGUGAAGAUCUUCUCUACCAACUUCUUCCACAAUCUGUUGCAAACUCACUGAUUGAAGGGAGAACAGUUAUGGCGGAGAAUUUUAAAUCUGUCACAAUUUACUUCAGUGAUAUUGUAGGGUUCACAAAGAUUUCAGCUGAAAGUGAUCCAAUUCAAGUCGUGGAUCUCCUUAAUGAUCUCUAUACAUGUUUUGAUUCUAUUAUAGAACAUUUUGAUGUAUACAAGGUGGAAACCAUAGGAGACGCCUAUAUGGUGGUUUCAGGUUUACCUAAAGUUCAUGAAAAUCAUGCACAGGAGAUUGCGGGCAUGUCCCUCAGCAUAAUUAAGAGUGUUGGGAAAUUUCAAAUCAAGCAUAUGCCUGAAGAGAGACUAAAACUUAGAGUUGGUAUUCAUUCGGGUCCUUGCUGUGCGGGUGUUGUAGGUAUCAAAAUGCCACGGUAUUGCCUUUUCGGAGACACAGUCAACACAGCUUCUAGAAUGGAAUCCAAUGGACUUCCUUUAAAAAUACAUGUCAGUGAAAGAACAAAAGAACUCCUUGAAACAAGAGGAAACUUCAUUCUUGAUCCACGUGGAGAAAUGGAGAUCAAGGGAAAGGGGAAAAUGAAAACUUACUGGCUAAUCAGAGAGGAAAAUCCGACAAAAUUUAGCAUACCAAAGGAGCCAGAUUGUAACAGCCUUCCAAAACCGCGAAACAAAAAUACAAAUAAUCAAAAAUUUGUAAAUUUUGAGAACAAGAAAGUGUUUGAAAUCGAGAGAGAGCAGGAUUCGGAUGAUUAUUUGUCAAAACUGAUGCCUAUCACCAAAUGCGGUGCAGAAGAAAUAUGCAAUUUUACACGUAAAAAGAAAACUGUUAAUUUUAGCAUGAAUCCAUAAUGUUUUAAAUGUGGAACCAUUUCUUUAAAUAAUAAAUGUUGUCAUGAAAAUGUGGUAUGUCAAUCUUUUUUUACAAUUUGGUCAUGCUCGCAAGAUAUAUCUGAACAGGAUGUUUACUAUA